Messenger RNA from Saprolegnia parasitica CBS 223.65, 1101 nucleotides. RefSeq lists its product as hypothetical. The record is from RefSeq and is a predicted model, not a curated record. NCBI's taxonomy places the organism in Eukaryota, Oomycota, Saprolegniomycetes, Saprolegniales, Saprolegniaceae. The transcript has a single exon. Gene Ontology annotation, biological process: hemolysis in another organism. The coding region runs from base 1 to 1101 and encodes 366 amino acids.
AUGCAUCGCAAGUACUAUUGUCUCGCUGCCUUCUCGGGCGUUGUGGGCGGCGUUGCGGGCAUCGUCACGGCGUCGCAACGCCCAGAUCCCUCCACGUCCAAGCUGCUUGGUGGUGCCAUUUGUUUCGUCGCACUCGUCGGCAGCGCGGUGCUGUGCAGCGGAAUCACGGGUGACAAGCCUGUUCCCACCAUCACGCGCGAUGAAUUUGCAGCACUCUUAAAGGCGCUGCCUGGGGACGUCUCCACAAACCUGCUGCAGCUGGCUGCGCCUUGCGAACCCGUCAUUGCUGCCUUGCACAAGCUACGCCUUGGCCUGCUCAUCUACGUCCAGCACCUCGACGACGCCGCUACGCCCAAGGGAUUUUUUUACCAGCUCCUCGGCUUCAUCGACGGCUUCAUGCGCUUCUGUCCACGCAACGGCGCCAAACUCAUCGGCGCCAUCACGACGCAGUCGCUCAACGCCCGCGACGGCUACGAAAAGGCGUCCCGGGAAGUCUACUUUUGGUGCGUGUCGGCCUUGCCGCUGCUCGACUCGUUCAUCGACGCCUUGCAGCACGAACACACGGACGACGCGCAGACGCUCCUGCUUGCCGUCUACGAAAACGGCGCCACGAUCAUGCGCACGGUCGCAUUGGCGCUCGCCACCACGGAGAAGCAACUGACCGGCGCCAAGGCCAACGUCAUUGCUUUGAGCAGCACGUGCUUGGCCACGGACAGCUCCGAGACGCCGGUCAAGAGCGCGCCCGCGACGAAACGCUUGACCGCACCGGACGCUACGACGGCCCGCGCAGUGUCCCUCGUGCAGUUCGACAACCUCGUGGCUUUGGCUGAAGCCAAGACACUGCCGCCGGUGAUGGAGGCUUCGUCGACGCUGGCGACGUUGCUUCUCGGGCUCGCGCACCAGAUCGAGUCAAUGGUCCAAGCCAUCCGGUCGGACUGGCAGCAACUCGCGCAGACCAACGUCAUCCACGAGAUCGAGAGCGAGAUGCGCCAGCCCAAGCUUCUCCAGCUGCUCGACGAGGCGACGAUCGAGGCGUACAUCACAUCGGCCAAGGCGCUCAAGGCGGCGUGCAACCAGUUCAUGGAGCAUCAUCGCAUCUAA